AUGGCAUAUCUGAUGGCAGCUUUCUCAGUGGGCACGGCUCUGAAUGCCAGCAGUUAUUCUUCAGGUGAGCCAAAGUCAGUGUGUGUCUCAGUAGAUGAGGUGGUUUCAAAUAACAUGGACAGCACGGAGACUGACCUGCUGAAUGGACACAUGAACAAGGUGGACAACAAUUUGACUGAAGCUCAGCGUUUCUCCUCCUUGCCUAGGAGGGCAGCAGUGAACAUUGAAUUUAAGGACCUUUCCUAUUCUGUCCCAGAAGGACCAUGGUGGAGGAAAAAAGGAUACAAGACUCUUUUGAAAGGAAUAUCAGGGAAAUUCAGCAGUGGAGAACUUGUUGCGAUUAUGGGUCCUUCUGGAGCUGGAAAAUCAACUCUCAUGAACAUUCUGGCAGGAUACAGAGAAACAGGAAUGAAAGGGUCAGUUCUCAUCAAUGGAUUGCCUCGGGACCUCCGCUGUUUCCGUAAGGUAUCAUGUUAUAUUAUGCAAGAUGAUAUGCUGCUUCCUCAUAUUACCGUUCAAGAAGCCAUGAUGGUUUCUGCUCACCUAAAACUUCAAGAGAAGGAUGAAGGCAGAAAGGAGAUGGUAAAGGAGAUCCUGACAGCAUUGGGUCUGUUGUCCUGUGCUAACACAAGAACAGGAAGUCUUUCUGGGGGCCAGAGAAAGCGCCUUGCCAUUGCCUUGGAAUUGGUGAAUAAUCCACCUGUCAUGUUCUUUGAUGAACCCACCAGUGGUUUGGAUAGUGCUUCCUGUUUCCAGGUUGUCUCAUUGAUGAAAGGUUUGGCCCAAGGUGGCAGAUCCAUCAUUUGUACAAUCCACCAACCCAGUGCUAAACUAUUUGAGCUAUUCGAUCAGCUUUAUGUCCUAAGUCAAGGCCAAUGUGUAUACCGAGGGAGAGUUUCAAAUCUUGUACCUUACUUGAGAGAUUUAGGUCUAAACUGUCCAACCUACCACAACCCAGCAGAUUUUGUAAUGGAGGUUGCAUCUGGUGAAUAUGGUGAUCAGAACAGUCGCCUUGUCAGAGCCGUGCGGGAGGGUAUGUGUGACACAGAAUUCAAGAGAGAAUUUGGGGGCGAUGCUGACUUGAACCCUUUCCUUUGGCACCGGCCCUCUGAAGAGAACUCCAUCUCUACUGAAGGCUGUCACAGCUUCUCAGCCAGCUGCCUCACUCAGUUCUGUAUCCUCUUCAAAAGAACAUUUCUCAGCAUCAUGCGGGAUUCAGUAUUGACACAUUUAAGGAUCACAUCACAUAUUGGAAUUGGACUUCUUAUUGGCUUGCUAUAUUUAGGAAUUGGGAAUGAAGCAAAGAAAGUCUUGAGCAACUCUGGUUUCCUCUUCUUUUCCAUGCUGUUUCUCAUGUUUGCUGCACUGAUGCCUACUGUCCUCACAUUUCCUCUUGAGAUGGGAGUUUUUCUUAGAGAACAUUUGAAUUAUUGGUACAGUCUGAAGGCCUACUAUCUAGCCAAGACGAUGGCUGAUGUUCCCUUUCAGAUCAUGUUUCCAGUGGCCUAUUGCAGUAUUGUGUACUGGAUGACUUCUCAGCCCUCUGAUGCUCUCAGAUUUGUCCUUUUUGCAGCCUUAGGGACAAUGACAUCACUAGUGGCUCAGUCUCUGGGUCUCCUGAUUGGUGCAGCUUCUACAUCAUUACAGGUGGCAACAUUUGUAGGACCUGUGACAGCUAUCCCAGUGCUCCUUUUUUCGGGAUUCUUUGUCAGUUUUGAUACAAUUCCAGCAUAUCUGCAGUGGAUGUCCUAUAUUUCCUAUGUCAGGUAUGGAUUUGAGGGAGUCAUUCUCUCCAUCUAUGGGUUGGAUAGAGAAGAUCUUCAUUGUGACGUUGAAGAGACUUGCCACUUUCAGAAAUCAGAAGCCAUACUGAAAGAAUUGGAUGUGGAAAAUGCCAAACUUUACUUGGAUUUUAUUGUUCUUGGAAUUUUCUUCAUCUCUCUUCGCCUCAUCGCUUAUUUUGUCCUCCGAUAUAAAAUCCGAGCAGAGAGGUAA
Messenger RNA from Gracilinanus agilis (Agile Gracile Mouse Opossum), 1995 nucleotides. It is a transcript of the gene ABCG1, whose product is annotated as ATP binding cassette subfamily G member 1. NCBI's taxonomy places the organism in Eukaryota, Metazoa, Chordata, Mammalia, Didelphimorphia, Didelphidae. Gene Ontology annotation, biological process: cholesterol homeostasis; transmembrane transport. Gene Ontology annotation, molecular function: ABC-type sterol transporter activity; ATP hydrolysis activity; ATP binding. The transcript has 15 exons. Gene Ontology annotation, cellular component: plasma membrane. The record is from RefSeq and is a predicted model, not a curated record. The coding region runs from base 1 to 1995 and encodes 664 amino acids.